AUGGUUCUCUCUUUGGAAAACAAAAUUUUUCUAAAUUAUAUUUCGAGAAAAUUAAAAUUAAAAGAUCGUCGCCGCUCUACGAGAAAUUUGAAAAGGAGGCUCAGGAGAAAACGCAGCCAAGAACGUUACUACUCGUCAUUACGAAAAAGCAGAUUUAUCAGGGAGGCAGAGGAGCUUUUCACUAGUAUCCAAAUUUUUGAUCCGGCUGAUAUGGAAUGGACAUCAGUGAACAGUGGGCAAGCGUUACCGUCAGAAAUUUUGGAAUGGCAAAACAGGGAUCAAAUUGCAUAUUGGAAGUCCCGAGCUAUAAGUUUAGAGUACGAGAAUCGAAUGCUUAAGCAGCACCUAAGAAAUGUGUAUGCCCAGACUAUAGAAGACUAUUCUAAACAGUGUGAAAUGGAGGACGAUGAUUCCGGUAAAUAUUCGAACAGAUCUGAAGAAAAAAAUCGCCAAAAAAAGGCUAGUUGUAGAACGAAAAAGAAACUGGUUACCCCUAACCUUCCUGAAUCCAAGCAACGAGCUGAUGAUAUGAAGAAACUGUAUGGAGAUAAAUCUCAGAAGAUUAUGGGCAUGGAAACAGCAAUGCAGCUGGAUUUUGAAAGGUGUAAGGAGCAAGGAAAACCAAGCUAUUGGCCAAAUUUGCCAUUGAAGUUGAGAUUUGAGUGA
Acanthoscelides obtectus is the source of this 666-nucleotide messenger RNA. Lineage: Eukaryota; Metazoa; Arthropoda; Insecta; Coleoptera; Chrysomelidae. The record is from the annotation of a GenBank genome assembly.